AGGAAAGAGACAACUGGGAGGACCAAGACGUAGUGAAUCACAUCCAAAGGAGGAAAUUCCUGCUUUGGCAACAAUAACUGCUGAUGAGUUCAAGGAUAUUGUGAUGCAAAAACUUCAAAACAAACCAGUAGUUGUCAUCUUUGCUGAAGAAAGUCUGAGUGUGGAGGAUUUUAGUUGGAAAGAUGAAGCAGGAAAGGGUUCUUUCCCUAACUUGGAAAGCAUAAGCAGUGAAUCUGAUGGUCUAACAUACUUACCAUUUGUACAUGCUCCCCUUCAUGCAUUCCGCCAUCAUUUGCCAGUUCAGGGGCGGGAGUGGUAUAAUUUGAAACUUGGACCCAGUAGCCUGAGCAAUGAUGAUAUAGCAUUAAACGAGACAUUGCUAUAUGUGAAUCUUGAUGAUGCUGCAAGUGAUGAGGAUAGACCAGAUCUUCUCAAAAGACAUGAUGCUGUCAUUUCUAAGGUGUACAGAGCACUUGCAGAACGCCAUGGGGAUGUGUUAGCAGUGUACACUGCUCAUCACUCUUCUUGGCAAACUGGUGAAGAAACACCGACUCGGAGAAUACGCCACUUGCUUGCAACUGACUUGGAAGCAGGUGAUGAAAAAGCAUAUGGAAAUAACAGAACGCUCCUUUAUGCACCAACCAUGAUUCUAACUAUAGGGCAGAAGAGUACUACUCUAGAAAAUGGAAUUGUAGGAGGGGAUGAAGAUCUCAUCAUAAAUUUUCCUGAUAAUAUUACUGUGGUAUUCUCAUUUGAAAACACCAAGAGCCCAGGUUACUGGAGUUUGCAAGGAGUGCAUGUUACAGUGCAGAAUGAAUUGUAUAACUUCAGUGAUGUGAAGAUUGGAGCACCUUUAGAGUUUUCUUACCACUGUAGCCAAGAAGUAGUUUUUAAUGCUAAUGACAAUAAACUUAACAUUAGUAAUGACUUCCAGAUACAGCCAUAUAUUGACGGAAGAAGAUUUGGAGCUGCAUAUGACUGUGUUUAUUUCUUUACUGUACCCAUAUGGUCGGGGCUCUUUGUGUGUACAGUUUUUACCAUUAUUAUGAUUUUUGGUCUUGGAAUGAUAAUGGAUAUAAAAACCAUGGAUAGGUUUGAUGAUCCAAAAGGAAAAACUAUUACAAUCAAUGUUGCAGAUUGAAGAGUUAUGCAGUAUUUAAACAUGUAAUUUUGUUGUUGGACGUAGAAUGAAUUAUUAUGAAAUAACACAUCAGCUUAGGAAAGGUACCAUAUUUACCUGAGUAUGAGAGAGUUUUUAAUAUAAAAUAAUUAUUAUAAUUUAAGGUUUUUCUUUAAGGCUGUAAUCAUUUUACAGCUCUGUACAGCACCACAGUUAACCUAGUUCAUACAGUUCAGAACAUUCCAUAAAAAUUCACAUAAUUCCUUCUUUUGCAAAUAAUGUGUAUAAUGUUCCAUGUAUUCGAUAUGUUCAUUUACGUAUUAUUAACAGAACAGUUGGUCUGCAUGAAAGCAAGUUCUUGUUCCCAGGAUGUACAUCAAAUUUAUGAAUCAAUCUCAUCUAAUGCACACAUUCCUUGAAUUUAGUGAAGAAUAUAAAAAUUUCAGCCUUGGAAUAAUCCUUGCAAAAAAUAUCUCUGAAUUUUAAAACUUCAAAAUUACAAGGAAAAUUUCCUAGGAAUCUGGUCGAGUGAAUCAUAUGAGGCAUUCUGCACAGUAAGGGAGAACUGAACAGAGCUGAACUCUGUUCUCUCUUCUUUUGCUUGACAGAUUCUUUUGAAGUGUGUAGAAACAUGUGCAGCAGAUCCUAAAGGUGGAGUUUGCCCCUAAUUAUAGUCACAGACUAAGUCAAUAUUUGUCUGCUCUGGGGAGAAAUAUUAUGAUUUCUCUCUAUACACACUGUGCAGGGCUUUUUCUCUAAACUUGCUUUUUGCAAGCUCCCUUUACUAUUUGGAAUGCCUCAUGUUAUUAUUAAUGAUUGCAGUGUGUAUUUGAAGUUUUGAAUGUAAAUGUGUAUAUUUGUUUAGAAUUUUGUUUUCUCCCCUCCAUUUUUAUGCUUUUUCCAUUUAAAAAUAUUUUAUGGUCACUAUGGUGAUGAUCCAGUGGAACUCAUGCAAUAUGUAUAUAAGGGCAUACAGAUUUAGUUUCUGUUCCUGUGUAAAACUGUAACAUUCAUUGAAGCUCAUAACCAUUUUUAUAGUUAAGAGAGUCUGCAUUUUACAUACAAAGGAAAAGGGCGGAUAUAAGAAAUUGUCAUGCAUCUGGAUUAGCUGUUUUGUAUUGAGAAACUAGUAUUUUAUGCAGUGUCCAAGAAUUGUGUUCUGAAGAUAUUUUUAUGUGGAAUAAUAUAUUGGUUAUCACUUGGGCAUCAGUAAUCCUGCUGAAGUGACCCCAAAACAUUCUGUUAAAAAAGAAUUAUAAAAUUGAUACAGAUAUAUGGAUUUAAUUAUUUUUAUUUGAUUUCAGGCAAAUAUGGUAAUUUCCUACAAUUCUGGUACAUACUGAAAUAUACUGGGAAUUAAAUUGUGUCAUUAUUCCUGCUUUAUAAAAAAAUAAACCAAAGACAUAAAAUGUUCAUUUUUAUAAACACAGAUUAAAAGCGUUCUCAGACAUUGUAAAUAAUGAGGUUGUGCAGAUGUUCUUAUUGUGAUAGAAAUUCGUAUUCCCAAAUCUUGUUACCUGCGGAGUUGAUCUUGCCAGUUAGUUCAUUAUCCCAAGUGAAAGUGAAAGAACUUCACUAUGCUAGUCACUCAUUCUGUGCUUAAUGAGUCAUGUCACAGUAUAAAAAUUUGCCCAUGGUAGAAAUAUCCCUGAAGCUGAAAGAAUAUGUGUAGGAGUUUACAAAAAUAUAAUUUGUAAGGUGCUAAAUCUUAAUGAUUUCUUGUGUAUUGCACUUAGAAUUUCUUUUAAGAAUUCUUAUAUUUCAGAAAUUUUCUCCAUUGCAAUUAAUCAUGAUAGAAAUUUUUGCCAGCAGUAUUGCAGUUUUUGGACAGAAAGAGAAGCUUAUAAUAUGUGGUGUAUUCUUCUUGUACUUCCUGUGCAGUUUUGGUUUGUGCAUAUACUGAGCUGAACAGUUGUGAAUGGAUUGGGCUAUGCUUAUGCUUUAGCUUUAGUUCAACCCCCUAAGCAAGGAUUGGCAUGGUAGUGAAAUCGAACUGGAUAUUGCAUGUCCUGAAAACUUCUAAUCAGGAUAUUUUCUCACCUGAUAUAUUCUUGGGACACUCUUUGUAUAAUGUGACGUUUUCUGGUAUCAUGUUUCAGAACAGGUGCCUGUGUGUAUGAAGUACUUCAGUCAGAUAAUAACACACAUUUGUUUAAUAUGUAACAGUACUUCCUUUUGUAUCAGAGGUGUUGAAAAUAUUUGCUUACAUGAAAUUGGUAGAAAUAUAAAACAAUGUUAUCUUACUAUAGAGUUCUGACGAUGGUGUAUAACACACAAUAUUAGCUUUUUUUUUUACCAGAAAUUUGUUAUAUGUAAUGAGGAAGGAAGAGAAUAUUAUAAACAAGUACUGCACUAAAUUGGGGGCACACGGUGCCUUAACCACUAUGCUACAAGUUGGAAGGUCGCGGGUUCAAAUACCGAUGAGCUCAUUGUACCUAAUUGGACC
Molecule: messenger RNA, 3566 nt
Organism: Cryptotermes secundus
Lineage: Eukaryota; Metazoa; Arthropoda; Insecta; Blattodea; Kalotermitidae
Product: V-type proton ATPase subunit S1
Exons: 8
Coding region: 104-1141 (345 amino acids)
Cellular component (GO): proton-transporting V-type ATPase complex
Source: RefSeq, a predicted model, not a curated record